AUGGAGGUGCUCGACCAGGACAUCCCCGGCCUGUCCGUCAACGACACGGCGUCUCUCGUGAACCCCAUCAUGCACUUCCUCUCCACCGCUCUGCUCCUGGGCUCUGUGGCCGUUCAGCACGUCCUCGGACGCGCCGGCGCGAGCAGGCAGCCCCUUCUCCUGAAGCGCUCCGUUGACUCCUUCAUCGGCACGGAGACCCCUAUUGCCUUGGAGCAGUUACUCUGCAACAUUGGGUCUGAUGGCUGCAAUGCUCAGGGCGCUGCGUCUGGUGCUGUCAUUGCCUCGCCCAGCAAGCAGGACCCCGACUACUUUUAUACAUGGACCCGGGAUAGCGCCCUGGUAUUUAAAGCUACUGUUGACCGGUUCACUACCCAGUAUGACGCCGGGCUGCAGCGCCAUAUCCAAGAGUACAUUGCCUCGCAGGCGAAGCUCCAGGGCAUAUCGGACCCUUCCGGAUCCCUGUCUGACGGCCAGGGCCUCGGGGAGCCAAAGUACAAUGCGGACCUGACUGCCUUUACCGGUGCAUGGGGUCGACCUCAGCGGGACGGUCCUGCCCUGAGAGCCAUCGCCAUGAUCACGUACGCCAACUGGCUCGUGCAGAACGGGUACACCUCAACGGCUUCUACUAUCGUCUGGCCGGUCGUCCAGAAUGAUCUGAACUACGUGGCACAGUACUGGAACCGGACUGGGUUCGACUUGUGGGAGGAAGUCAACGGCAGUUCCUUUUUCACCGUCGCUAGCCAGUACAGAGCUCUCAUCGAUGGCGGCAAUCUGGCAUCCACCCUCGGAAAACCCGCCACCUCAUACACCGCAGUCGCGCCGCAGAUCCUGUGCUUCCUCCAGACCUUCUGGGACUCGUCCGGAGGCUACGCCCGGGCAAACAUCAACGUCAACAACGGCCGCGCAGGCAAGGAUGCCAAUACCAUCCUAGCGUCCAUCCACUCCUUCGACCCCAAGCUGGGCUGCGACGCCGCCACCUUCCAGCCCUGCAGCGACAGGGCCCUCUCCAACCACAAGGCCACCGUCGACUCCUUCCGCACGUACAAGAUCAACAGCGGGCUCGGCAAGGGCAAGGCCGCCGCCGUGGGCCGCUACAUCGAGGACGUCUACUACAACGGCAACCCGUGGUACCUCGCCACCCUGGCCGCCGCCGAGCAGCUCUACGACGCGCUGUACGUGUGGAAGCAGGCCGGCUCCGUCGCCGUGACGGACACGUCGCUCGCCUUCUUCCAGGACCUGGUCCCCGGCGCGGCCAAGGGCACGUACGCCAGCGGCUCGGCGACCUUCACCAGCAUCGUCGACGCGGUGUCGGCCUACGCCGACGGGUUCGUCAACAUCGUCGCCACGUAUGCCGCUGCGAAUGGGUCUCUCGCCGAGCAGUUCUCCAAGGACGACGGGCAUCCUAUGUCUGCGCGGGACCUGACGUGGUCGUACGCGGCCUUCCUCACGGCGGCUGCGCGCCGAGCUGGCGUCGUGCCGCCGUCGUGGGCAAACGACAAGGCCACGUCCGUUCCAGGGACGUGCUCCGCCACGUCUGUCGUGGGGUCCUACUCGAGUGCCACGGCCACGUCGUUCCCGCCGUCCCAAACACCCUCGACGGGCGUGCCGCCCACCAGCGUGACCACCUCCACCACAGGCAGCCCUUCCUCCUCCACAACGACGUCAACAACCACCUCUUCAUGCCAGGCAGCCACGUCCGUCGCCGUGACGUUCAAGGAGCUAGUCACGACAAAGUACGGCCAGACGAUCAAGAUUGUCGGCAACACCGGCGCCCUGGGGAACUGGGACACGAGCAAGGCCGUUGCCCUUGAGGCGUCCGAGUACACGUCGAGCAACCCUCUGUGGAAGGGCACCGUGACGCUCCCGGCCGGCCAGGUCAUCGAGUACAAGUACAUCAACGUAAACACCGACGGCUCCGUGACAUGGGAAAAGGAUCCAAACCACACCUACACGGUGCCAAAGUCCUGCGCCACGAGCGCUACCCAGUCUGACAAGUGGCAGGGCUGA
Purpureocillium lilacinum is the source of this 2007-nucleotide messenger RNA. RefSeq lists its product as uncharacterized. Gene Ontology annotation, molecular function: starch binding; glucan 1,4-alpha-glucosidase activity. Gene Ontology annotation, biological process: polysaccharide catabolic process. Gene Ontology annotation, cellular component: fungal-type vacuole. The record is from RefSeq and is a predicted model, not a curated record. Lineage: Eukaryota; Fungi; Ascomycota; Sordariomycetes; Hypocreales; Ophiocordycipitaceae.